This is a messenger RNA of Brassica rapa (field mustard), 5445 nucleotides long. RefSeq lists its product as uncharacterized. Lineage: Eukaryota; Viridiplantae; Streptophyta; Magnoliopsida; Brassicales; Brassicaceae. Gene Ontology annotation, biological process: root development; shoot system development. The record is from RefSeq and is a predicted model, not a curated record.
UUUUUUUCAAUAUACACUGUACAUAUUGAGCAGAACCCAGAUGGCAGAUAGGGAUGAAUGGUAUUUUACAAAUAAUGGAAAAUUCACGGUAAAAUCAGAUUAUCAAUUGGAGAGGAUUUACCCGGAUAGGGACAUAUUACUGUUAUUCAUUGGCCCUACAGUUGAUGUUUUAAAGGUUUUUUGCUGGAAAAUACGAUGCCCACCAAAGAUAAAAUAUUUUCUUUGGCAACUGAUCUCAAGAUGUGUAGCAGCAAGAAGAAUUUGCAGGCACGAAGGAUGCAAGGGGAUAUAAGUUGUGCAAGAUGUGGAGCGGACGAGGAAUCGAUUAACCAUGUGUUUUUUUAGUGUCCUCCAGCUAUUCAGGGGUGGGCUCUGUCAAAGAUUCCAACAAAUCCAUUUAUUUUCCCGACAGACUCUUUAUUUACAAAUAUGGAUCAUCUAUUCUGGAGAGUCGCUCCACCGAUGGAGGAUCAUCAAUUUGCUUGGAUACUUUGGUACAUUUGGAAAGGAAGAAAUAAUAAGAUUUUUAGUAAUCUGGAUAUAGAUCCUAGGGAUACUCUAAAUUUGGCUGAGAGGGAAUCAAUCCUAUGGGCUGAUGUACAGUUGAUGAAGGAUCAGAAGAUGGGAACAGAGACUCAGGUUACGCUUCCUCCGCCAAUCCCAGGCAGAUGGUGUUUUACAGAUGGAUCAUGGAAAGAGGAUGAUAUGUUCUCUGGACAAGGCUGGUUCAGUACCUUACCUGGAUUUGAGGGCCUAAUGGGAGCUAGGAACGUACGAGCGUCUCUCUCUCCUUUGCAUGCAGAGUUCGAGGCAUUACUAUGGGCAAUGGAAUGUAUGAGGAACUUAAGACAAUUCCAAGUUACGUUUGCAACUGAUUGUUCUCAAUUGGUGAAGAUGGUUUCGGAACCAGAAGAAUGGCCAGCUUUUGCAAGUUAUUUGGAAGAUAUCAGGAAUCUGAAAGAGAGUUUUACAUGCUCAUAAAUUAUACAUGUCCCAAGGACGCAAAAUACAAAGGCGGAUAAACUAGCAUGCAUUGUCAGAACACAGCCGUCUUUCGUCGUCCAUAUGGAUCAAUACCUCCCGGUGUGGUUUACAUAGUCUAUAUGAGUCUGUAAUGUUGUUGGCAAAAAAAAAAACACUGUACACAUUAUAGAUUAUUGUCAUAUUACUCUUUUCAACCAACCGGUGAAACCUACUAACAAAAAUAAUUAAAAAAUAUAUAAAUUUUCUUAGCCACAUCUUCUAAUCUAUCACCACCACCGCCACGUCUCUACUCCACCAUCUCUUUCCAGUGUCUCUCUUUCUUCUUCAGAUUAUCAAUAAAAUCAUACAUUUUCUUCUGUCACAUAAUUCUUCUCUUUCAAUACUUCACCAAAAGAACAAUCAAUUGUUCUAAAGAAGAGACAACGAUGAAGCCAUAGACGGUGAGCACACAUAACAACUCUUUCAUUUCUUUUCCAUUUUUAAAAAAUCAAUGGAUUCUCACAAUCAUGCUUUUGUUUUCAUACUCUGUUUUUUUCUGUUUUUGUUUUAAAGAUCCAGUGGUGAAGAACAGACAACGAUGAAAGCGUAGACAGUGAGCUUCAUUUUUUUCUCCUUCUUUUUCUUAAAUCAAUUGAUUCUCACAAUCAUAAUUUUGUUUACAUACUCAGUUUUCGUUUCUGUUUUUGUUUUACAGAUCCAGUGGUGAAGAACAACGACGGCGAGUUGGUAAAAGCAUCAUCGUGUCGGGAAAAAUAAAGGAGAUGAAGACGAUCUCUAUAUGGUGGUGAAGAAUCAUGAUGGUGAACGAAAUGAAUGUGUAUCAGUCUGUCUAAAAAAAAGAAUUGAAGAAGAUAAACUCGCCGUCUAUACUAUAUUUGGUGAAAUAAAUAGUAUAGUAUAUAUCCUCAAUUAUAUCUACCUAUGUACGGUUACCAUACUAUUUGAGACAUAUUUCUAUACUACUCCUUAAAAAUGUAAUAAUAUGUCAUGUUUUAAAAUUUGAUAGGUCUCUUCUUUGUCAUUUUGUGUGAUUGAUUAUAAUAUACAAUUCAUUUUUCUAGUGCUGGACAAAUUUGAUUAUUUGGAACAUUCGUUUACUAUACUACUUAGACUAUAUGGAAUAUAAGAUAUGCAACAUGCUAACCAAGUAAAUAUGCUUUCAAGUGUUUAAUAUUGAAAAACAAUUUAUAGAUUGUAUUUGAGUUUAUAGGUUCCUGUCUAGGGUUUCGAUUUACUAAGUAAAGUUUUGGGUAUAGUAAACUACAUUAUAUACAUUAUAUUUGGGUUUGUACUUCCUUGAUUAGGGUUUAGCUUAAUCUAUUUAUUUAGGUUUAGGGUUUACGAUAUAUUUGGAUUAGGAUUUAGUGACUAGAAUUUAGGAUUUAGUAUUUAGAAAGUGAGUGGGUAUGGUUGGGGUGAGCAUUAACUUCUUUCAUGCAAUCAUAGAUAUUUUAUAGUUUCACCAAUAUGUACUAUGUUAUUUAUUUUGUUUCAUUAUAUUUGGGUUUUGUGUUUAUAUUUAGGUUUAGAGUUUAUAUUUGAGUUAGGGUUUAGUGAUUAGAGUUUAGGGUUUAGCAUUUGGAAAUUUAUGUUUGGGUUUUGUGUUUAUAUUUGGGUUUAGGGUUUAUACACUUUUUAUUUUUUAAAAAUUUAUGUUUUUAUCCACUCAUUCUACUGCAUAUAGUAAAUAAAUAUGUUGUAAAUAAAUUUGUGACAUGAGUUCUUUUACGUGAUGUGUUUGUAAAUAAUAGGAUUCAUUAUUGACCAGCAAUAAAAAUUUCUUGGGUGGAUUAAAUUGGUAUGUGGUUGCAUGUGUUUCUUUUAAAUAAAGUAGUCUUAAUUUAAUCUUCACCCUAUGUUAUUUUGAUCAAGUCAUAUCUAACAAUACAAUAUUACCGGAUAAUUACAUGAAAAGGGGCAGAACCGGAUAAUAAUUGGCAUAAAUGAAAGUUAUUACAUUACGUCAAAAUCAAUGCCACUCACUUCAUUUUGAUGCUAAAGUUGGUUAUUUAGCAAAUUCACCCUUGUUAUUAUUUGAUCAAAAAAUAUCUAUGCAUAUGUUUUUGUUAGUAUUUGACUUUGUACCACACUACAGUUGUUCUGAAUGUUGUCAUUUGAACUUUAAGAACUACCUGACAUUCAAAACACUGUCGUUUUAGUCUAUAUUAAUAGCUAUCCAACCAAACUCUGUUUUAGCAUUUCUCUUUCCGACAAGCAGAGUAAUUUACAUUCAAAAUGUUGUAGAGAAGAGAAAAUGGAUCAGCCUCAUGUAUAUUUUGUUUGAUGUUUGUGUCAUUUGAAGUUUAAUACAAGAUUUGGACUAGUUUCUUGCUCAGAAUUAGACAAAAAGAAACUCUGUUUGCAAUACUCUCCUUAAAAGUAUUCAUAACCUUUACUGCAAACAAAAACUGUCUUCUCAAUCUUAAUUAGUUACAAAUGACGAGAUACUUGCGCACCAAGAAAUGAUCCUUUGCUCCAGAGUGAAUGAAUCUGAAUUCAAACAUCAAUUUUUAUAUAUUAAAAUCUCACCUUAAAGUCUGAAAUUUGAUAUGUUCUUUGGUAAAUCAGACAGCAAUAUCUGAUCAGAUCAAAUAUUGUUAUGUUGUUUUCUCUUUGUACAUGUGAAGAUGGAAGUGAUACUGUAAUCUCCAUUAACUACCCUCUCAAAAGUAAAGAACAAUAUUUAUUUUAACACUAAGUAGCCCAAGUGCAGAGUACUAUGACGUUUCAGUGUAAUUAAAUUGCUAAUCAUUGAGAGCCUACAGAAGGGACAAUGUUCAACGGAUCAAUUAGAGAAGAUUUACGAAGGACAAGUGGUCAACAUUGUGGUAAUACUCUAUUCAUUUUUAUAACUCCCCUUAAAUCAAUUGUCAACAUUAAAAUUCUUUUGUUUUGUUUAUUUCUUCUCUCUUCUGUCAUAUAUUCUCUAUUACACCUUGUGUCUCCUUGUCUCCUAUUAAGAUAAUAGUAAGUCUACGUAGAUAUAUACACAUAUGAGUAGGAAAUGAAUCGUUCCACGACCUUCUUGAACAAGAUUCUCCUACUACUCUUAUUGUUUUAAAAAACCCUAGAUUCUUGGACCUAUAAUGGCCUUAGCUUUCUUCUUUAUGUCAAUUUUUUUAAAUAUAAAUAUCUCAUUGGAAAACGUUUCUCUGUGCUGUCGUGUUUUUUCCUGAUGCAACAGAGUUUUGAGUUUGCCAGCGAUGAUGUAGGAGGCAAGAAGAGACAAGAUAAUCAUUAUAAUCAAGAGAGCUUGACGUUGCUGGCUUCAUGACCACAUAGAGAUUAUUAAACUAAUCAAAAGGAGAUAAUUAUGCAAAUUUCCUCAUUUUAUUAAGGUUUUAACACAUGCCCAUUUGCUCUUACAUUAAAUUUUUAAAAAGGUUAUUUUGGAUUUAUCUGUUGAAUUUUCAUCUGUUAUAUAUAUAUAUCUUUGGAGUCUCUCAACCUUCACACACCAAAACUUGUUUUAAACUUUCAUCUUCUUUUGAAGCUAAAAAAAGAUGGCAGCAUCAACUUCCUAUGCAAAGACUAGGUCUAUUAGUUUGCCUACAAGACUAAUCCAUCCAAAAGCAAAGAGAGUACAAGAAGAGCUGAAAAAGAUUAAAGCCUUGAACUCUUCCUCAUCAGCUUCUUCUCGCAUCCAACUUGGACUUGCCCGGCUCGUCGAGCUCUACGACUUUGUUAAUCAACAAGUCAUUAGUUCUCCUCAAGGCCAACAAGUCCUUUGCCUUUCUCACAACGCAAAACUUGUUGAAGAAUCUCUUGAUGAAUCCAUCUUGUUGCUCGAUGUAGCUGACUUCGCAAGAGACUUGAUAGGAACAUUCUUGGAGCGAAUCCAAGAUCUUCAAUCCACUAUACGUAGACGUGGAGGAGAUAACUCGAUAGUUCAGUCAGAGAUCAGCGCUUACAUCAGGUUUCAGAAGAAGUUCAAGAACUCAGCGAGUAGACAACUUAAAUCCGUUGCAAGAACACAAACAAAGAAGAAGUGUCCGGUGAUCAAACAGUCCAAGACUCUUGAUCAACAUGCUUCUAUGGUGUCCAACAUUCUAAGGCAGUCACACACAUCGACGAUCUCUAUUUUCAAGUCCCUCUUGCAGUUUCUUUCUUCUUCGAGUGAGAACCAGAAGAAGAAUGCUGAAGUUGGAUGCGUAGAUAACUCAAUGAUCCGUUCUUUUUAUGGAAGAAUCAUUGGUAAGAAGACUGCAAAGGUCAUUGAUGUGAAAACGAUGCUGGGGAGAUUAGCUAUGCUUAGUGUGAGCCUUGAAGCAAUUAUGGAUGAGCUAAGUUACUUGUCAAGACGACUUAUUCAACAUAGAGCGUCUCUUUUAAAUAUUGUUACUCAAUAAAACAAGGACAAAAGAGUUUGUAUAUUUUGUGUAAAAAGAAAAAGUUUUGUAGGGAUGUGUAAACAAGAACAAGACAACGAGAUCUAAACGAGAGAGAGUUUGAAGCUUUUCA